CAGCAUUUUAAAUUUUGCACGAGAUCACAUGAGACAGCCAGGCGAUAAUGAUAAUGUAUGCAAUAAUGUAACACUCGUGACAUAAACUUGAAGUUGAGUUUACUUGCAAAUCACAAUCCUUUUCUUGUUACCGAUCUAAUCUAUCAUUUCACACACCCACACAAUAAUAUCAUCAUGCCCCUCCUUUGUUUUCAGAUCCCCUCACAUUUCUCAAUGUAAUCUCCCUCUCUCUCCGGAUCCCCAAUUCACUAUCGAAAAAUGCACAACCCAACUAACCAAAAGCACCACCGCCGUGAACCCAUUUCGCGCCGUCACAUUUCAUGGUGUUGCUCUUUCUCCGACCCGACCCGGAGCCCCGAAAACCCGAAACCCAUCCAGAAACAACAGCCCAUUUCAUCUUACCCAAAUUCCCCCAAACCACCUAGUCUUAGAAACCGGAUCUUGUCUCCGGGUCGGGUCUCGCCCGUUGGCCCGAUUGCACAACAACCCGAAACCCAUGUCAUGCCUGUCGAGUUGGAGGUUCCCAGAUUGCCUGUUGAGCCUGUAAGUGUGUGUAAGGGAGGUGAGGGUAGUUUCGGGGUUUUCGAUGUGAGGUUGAAUUUGAAGGGGAAGAAUGGGGGUUCAGUUGUUUUGGAGUUGAAUUCGGAUGUUUUGAGUAGUAGUAGUUCAGUUUUUGCUGAUUUGAUUGCGAAUUAUCGGUCGGGCUGUGAUGGUAGUAGUGGGAAUUUUUGUAGGAUUGAGGUUCCGGAAGUGGAGAAUUUGAGUGUGUUUCAAAUGACUAUUGAGCUUAUGUUUGAGGAAGAUAUGGUAAAGCGGUUGAUGAAGAUUGGUGUUUAUCGAACCAUUGAUAUACUUGAGGUGUCGGCAGGGAUAGCCUUCGCAAAAGGGAUUUCAUCCUGUUUAGAAUACCUUGAAGCUGUGCCAUGGAGUGAAGAUGAAGAAGAAAAACUAAAAACUUUUUAUAGUAAAUUUAAACUUAAUGACAGUUGCAGCAGAGAUAUAUUGGCCAGACUCUACCCCCUUGACUCUGCAGUUUCUCAACAAACUUUAGCCAAUCAGCUUGUUUGGUCUAUCACAACCUGCAUUGAUGCCAAUUCCAGAAAUGAGCUUAAAUCCCUUGUUAAGGGUCUUCUAUGUAAAAGCUCAGUCUAUGAGAAGGACUAUCCUGAUGUCAACAAGGAAGAUAUGUAUGCUGUUUGCCGCUCUUGUAUUGAUGCCCUGGUUAGUCUCUUUAAAGAGGCAUCCGGUAGUGAUCAGUGUGGAAUAUCGGGUAAAAAAGGAAAAGGGAAAACCUUGAUAGAAUGCAUCUCAAUACAGGUGGAGAAUAUAAAUUGGUUGCUUGAAAUCCUGCUCGACUGGCAAAUUGCGGAGGAUUUUGUGAGUAUAUGGGCAAAUCAAGGAGAAUUGCUUAGCAUGCAUGCACAAACAUCACCAAUGAUUAGGUAUGAGCUUAGUCGGGUCUCUGCAAUGCUUUUCAUUGUUAUGGGAACUAGAAAACUGCAGUGUGCUUCAGAAGCAAGAUUGGGGCUUCUUCAUGCAUGGUUUGGCCCAAUGCUCCUAGACUUCGGUUGGUUGCAGAGGUGUAAAAAGGGGCUAGACAUAAAGGCGCUGGAAGAAGCCAUGGGGCACGUGCUCCUUACCCUUCCUCUUAAGCAUCAGUACACGCUGUUUAUGGAAUGGUUCCGUUGUUUCUCCAGACAUGGCACUGAAUGCCCAAAUAUCAGUAAAGCAUUCCAAAUCUGGUGGCGGCGUUCAUUCUUGAGAGGGUCUGAAUCUAGUGCCGUUGAGUCCAGGUACAAGGAAGAACAUCAAAUCAGAUUAUCCACCCUGAUACGUAUGUUCUGAGAGCGGAAUGAAUAAAUAAUCAAGCCAUUGCAGUGAGCAAGAGGCAACAAACUCUGGUAUUACCUGCAGGUACAAGAAAGAACGUCAUAUCAGAUUAUGCAUUUUCUUAGAAUGGCAUGAAUAAAAAAUCGAGCCAUUGCAGUGAACAAGCUGUAACAAAUUCUAAAAUCUCGGAAGUAAUGUUUCUGUGACAAUCAUAAUCAAGGUUUGUUUUUG
Daucus carota subsp. sativus is the source of this 2061-nucleotide messenger RNA. Its product is annotated as BTB/POZ domain-containing protein At2g13690. The transcript has 3 exons. The record is from RefSeq and is a predicted model, not a curated record. The coding region runs from base 259 to 1845 and encodes 528 amino acids. NCBI's taxonomy places the organism in Eukaryota, Viridiplantae, Streptophyta, Magnoliopsida, Apiales, Apiaceae.